CAUGCUUACUCGCUCGCUGCUCAGAGCGCAGCCGGCGAAUGCUAUUCGUCGUACUUUUACUACAACUCGUGUUGUCUGCCAAGAGGCUGCAGCAACCACCCCAAAUCUGGGUCAUGUUUCCCCACCCAAGAAGCCAGUUGGCGCGUUCCGGGGAGGCAUCGUAGGCUUCCUAUUCGGGUUCUCUCUUGCCUCCUCCUACGCUGCCUAUCAUCUGCUCGAUGAGUACAAACAGGCGUCCGCCGCGUUGCAGGCCAGCGUCGAGGAACUGCAGCACAGUACAGAAAGAAUCACCGCACACAUCAGGAGAAUAGAAGCGGUUGAGAAGGACUUGAAGGCUCUUCGGGACUUGUCUGCGUCCAAGGACGAUAUUUCGCGUGUCAGAACUGAGGUGAAGAAACUAUAUGAUGGGCUGCACGUUGAGUUCUUGGACUUGCGUUCUCACGUCUGGGGCAUUCAGCAGGAUUUGCAUUCGCUCUCCAAGAAGGAGGCAACCACUGUUCGUGUCGUCUAGAGGAAUAUAUCCAACAUUUCAUUGCCC
Messenger RNA from Phanerochaete carnosa HHB-10118-sp, 538 nucleotides. RefSeq lists its product as uncharacterized. The annotation marks the transcript as partial. The transcript has 5 exons. NCBI's taxonomy places the organism in Eukaryota, Fungi, Basidiomycota, Agaricomycetes, Polyporales, Phanerochaetaceae. The record is from RefSeq and is a predicted model, not a curated record.